CUCCAAGAUGGCGGCCGUGUCAGUUUGGGGCAUCUCCGCGGUCCGGCCCGGGGCCCCGCUUACCCGGCGCUCUUCUCCCCCGGCAUAAGAUGCACAUUUUUCUGCUGGGAAUGAGAUGUUCUUGAGUUCUUACAACUUUAUGAACAGACCCAUGUGUGGUGCUAUUGAGAAGUUUGAAGAUAUUUCAGAUAACAGGUUGUUUUGGUUUCUAAAGUAAAAGUGGGGAGGCACUCUGUUUUGUGAAAGGAGGAAGGACUCAGGCCAGAAAACUUGUAUGCUAUGGUUAACUGGUUCCCAGCCUCCGGGAAUGUUGUUUUCCAUGGUGUAAAACUUAUUCAGCAUCAGGAUAAGGGAUAACGACUCUAUGGAUAUACAGAAUCCUUCACCAUGGUAAAACUCGCCAACCCGCUGUAUACGGAGUGGAUUUUGGAGGCCAUCAAAAAAGUGAAGAAGCAAAAACAGCGUCCUUCAGAAGAAAGGAUAUGCAAUGCAGUGUCUUCAUCCCAUGGCUUGGAUCGUAAAACUGUUUUAGAACAAUUGGAGUUGAGUGUCAAAGAUGGAACAAUUUUGAAAGUCUCAAAUAAAGGACUCAAUUCCUAUAAAGAUCCUGAUAAUCCUGGGCGAAUAGCACUUCCUAAACCUCGAAACCAUGGAAAAGUGGAUAAUAAACAAAAUGUAGACUGGAAUAAACUGAUCAAGCGGGCAGUCGAGGGCUUGGCAGAGUCUGGUGGCUCAACUUUGAAAAGCAUUGAACGUUUUUUGAAAGGUCAGAAGGAUGUGUCUGCAUUGUUUGGAGGCGGUGCUGCCUCUGGCUUUCACCAGCAGUUACGAUUGGCUAUUAAACGCGCCGUUGGCCACGGCAGACUCCUUAAAGAUGGACCUCUUUAUCGGCUCAACACUAAAGCAACCAAUGUGGAUGGGAAAGAGAGUUGUGAGUCUCUUUCUUCUUUACCUCCAGUGUCACUCCUUCCACAUGAAAAGGAUAAGCCAGUUGCUGAACCAAUCCCCAUCUGUAGUUUCUGUCUUGGUACAAAAGACCAAAACCGAGAAAAGAAGCCAGAGGAACUAAUCUCCUGUGCAGACUGCGGCAACAGUGGUCAUCCAUCCUGUUUAAAGUUUUCCCCUGAGCUAACGGUUAGAGUGAAGGCCUUACGGUGGCAGUGCAUCGAGUGUAAAACGUGCAGCUCCUGUCGAGAUCAAGGCAAAAAUGCAGAUAACAUGCUCUUUUGUGAUUCCUGUGACCGAGGUUUUCACAUGGAGUGUUGUGAUCCGCCACUCACCCGGAUGCCAAAAGGCAUGUGGAUAUGUCAGAUAUGUCGACCUAGGAAAAAAGGACGAAAACUUCUACAGAAGAAGGCGGCACAGAUAAAACGGCGCUAUGCUAAUCCAAUAGGACGUCCAAAAAACAGGUUAAAGAAACAAAACACGGUGUCAAAAGGUCCCUUCAGCAAAGUUCGAACAGGCCCUGGAAGGGGUCGGAAACGUAAAAUCACUCUCUCCAGCCAGUCAGCGUCGUCAUCAGAAGACGGAUAUCUAGAGCAAAUAGAUGGCUUGGACUUCUGCAGAGAUGGCAGCGUCCCCUUGAAGUUCAAUAAGAAAACCAAAGGGCUCAUCGAUGGCCUUACCAAAUUCUUUACCCCUUCCCCUGAUGGGCGGAAACCUCGAGGGGAGGUGGUGGACUACUCUGAGCAAUAUAGAGUCAGGAAAAAGGGCAACAGAAAAUCAAGCACUUCAGAUUGGCCCACAGACAAUCAGGAUGGCUGGGACGGCAAACAAGAAAGUGAGGAACGGCUUUUUGGGAGCCAGGAAAUCAUGACUGAGAAAGAUAUGGAAUUAUUUCGUGAUAUCCAAGAACAAGCACUGCAGAAAGUUGGAGUGACUGGUCCCCCUGAUCCACAAGUCCGCUGUCCCUCUGUUAUUGAGUUUGGGAAGUAUGAAAUCCACACCUGGUACUCUUCUCCAUAUCCUCAAGAAUACUCAAGGCUGCCUAAGUUGUAUCUCUGUGAAUUCUGUCUAAAAUAUAUGAAAAGUAGAACUAUUCUACAGCAGCACAUGAAGAAAUGUGGUUGGUUCCAUCCUCCUGCUAAUGAGAUUUAUAGAAAGAAUAACAUUUCUGUCUUUGAGGUUGACGGGAAUGUGAGUACCAUUUAUUGUCAGAACCUGUGUCUUUUGGCAAAAUUGUUUCUUGACCACAAAACACUCUAUUAUGACGUGGAGCCAUUUCUUUUUUAUGUACUAACCCAGAAUGAUGUCAAGGGCUGCCACCUUGUUGGCUAUUUUUCUAAAGAAAAGCACUGCCAACAGAAGUACAACGUUUCCUGUAUAAUGAUUCUUCCCCAGUACCAACGCAAGGGCUAUGGCAGGUUUCUCAUCGAUUUCAGUUAUUUGUUAUCAAAGCGUGAAGGCCAAGCAGGGUCUCCAGAGAAACCGUUAUCCGAUCUAGGUCGUCUUUCCUACAUGGCUUAUUGGAAAAGUGUAAUAUUGGAGUGCCUUUAUCACCAAAACGACAAGCAAAUCAGCAUUAAGAAGUUAAGUAAGUUGACUGGAAUCUGCCCUCAAGACAUUACUUCCACACUCCACCACCUGCGAAUGCUGGACUUCCGGAGUGACCAAUUUGUGAUUAUCCGCCGGGAAAAACUGAUCCAAGAUCACAUGGCAAAGCUUCAGCUGAAUCUGCGGCCUGUGGAUGUAGAUCCAGAGUGUUUGCGCUGGACUCCUGUCAUAGUCUCCAAUUCCGUCGUCUCGGAGGAGGAGGAAGAGGAGGAGGAAGAGGAGGAGGAGGAAGAGGAGGAGGAGGAGGAGGAGGAGGAGGAGGGAGAACAGGAAGAGCCUCAGAGCCAGGAAGGAGAAUUAGAGCCGAGUGUGGGGAAGUCUGCAUCUCGUGAGAACAAAGAACAAGAUUCUUAUUCUUCAAUAGAAAGUGAAAAGAAACCAGAAGUUACAGCACCAGCCAGUUCUACGCGUUUGAACAAACAGGUCCUUCCCCGUGACAGUCUUCCUGCCAAUAAUCAGCCAUCUCGGAGAGGCCGCUGGAGGAGGAAGAACAGAAAAGCCCAGGAGCGCUUUGGUGAUGAGGAUUCAAAACUGCUUUUGGAGGAGACAUCAGCUCCUCCGGAGCAGUAUGGAGACUGUGAGGAAAAAUCAGAAACCUGCCAAGAAGAGUACACGGAAGGCCAGGAGCAGUCGGCAGCCUCGCAGGAGCAGCCGAGCCAGGACGCGAAGCCAGACGGUCCCAAAAGAAGACCGAGUGAGGGGCUCGAGCUCUGGCGAGGACCGCUCAAGAAAAGCCCCGAGCCUCUGAAGUGUGGGCUGCCAGAAAGCCACGACAGGCUGCCCCGUCGCUACAGUGAAGGUCGCUACAGCGAUGGGGACAGGGCCCUCCUGCGGGGCUGCAGCGAGAGCAGCGAGGAGGAGGGGGAGCCCGAGAGCCCGCGGUCCAGCUCGCCCCCGGUCCUCACCAAGCCCACGCUGAAGCGGAAGAAACCAAUUCUUCACCGAAGAAGGCGAGUCCGAAAGCGCAAACACCACAAUAGCAGUGUGGUCACAGAAACCAUUUCUGAGACCACGGAGGUCUUAGACGAGCCUUUUGAAGACUCUGACUCAGAGAGGCCGAUGCCAAGAUUAGAACCCACGUUUGAGAUUGACCAGGAGGAAGAGGAAGAGGAUGAGAACGAACUCUUCUCUCAAGGGUACUUCCGUCACUUGUCCUCACAGGACGUUCUCAGGUGUCGACCCGCUUCUAAGAGGAAGUCUAAAGACAGAGACGAAGACGAAGAUUCAGAUGAUGCUGACGACACUCCUAUCCUAAAGCCAGUAUCUCUUUUGAGAAAAUGUGAUGUGAAGGAUUCUCCACUUGAGCCAGAUACAUCCACGCCCACGAAAAAGAAGAAGGGAUGGCCCAAGGGCAAGAGCCGCAAACCAGUCCACUGGAAGAAAAGACCUGGUCGCAAGCCGGGACUUAAGCUGAAUCGGGAGCUGGCAGCCGUUUCUACUCGAGAAUGCGUUGUUGAGCCUGUUGUCCCCCUUCCUGAGCCUGGACGUGAACCCCAAGUUCAAGAGAACCAGGAAGCUGUUGGACCACGAGAAGACUUGCCUUUAAGGGAGGAAAGGAAGGAAGGGGAGGAGCUGCCCCUGGAAGCGGAGGAGGGGGAGGAAGGGGAGGAGGAGGAGGACACCACCAGCAGUGACGUCAGGGCAGCCUCUCCGGCAGACAGUUGCAGCCCCGAGACCGGAGCCAAGGGGCCUGAGGUGGGUGAGGAGGAGGAGGAGCCCCGCGCCCCUAUGGGGCAGCAGCCGUCGGAGGAGGGGCCGCAGGACCUGGCUCAGCGUGCACGUGAGGAGGAGGAGGAGGAGGAAGAGGAGGAGGAGGACGCCGCCGUGGAGACCCAGCAGAGCGAAGACCGCGACGCGGAUGAUGAGGACGAUGGCCACCUGGAGUCCACAGAGAAGAAGGGGCCGGAGGAGCAGCCGGCUGGGGGCGACGUCAAGGAGGAGCACGGUGGCCAGGAGUCUUUUUUAGAUCCUGAUGUGCACAGCAGUCGGGAGCACGCAAAAGACAAGGAGGAGACAGAGCCGGAUUCCGAAGAGGAGCAGACUUCCCACGAAGCAUCCGUGGUCUCGGAGCACAUGCCAGGCUCUGAGGACGACCACGAGGAGGACUCCCACUCUAAAGAAGAGCUGCUGCAGCUGAAAGAGGAGGCGGAGAUCCCUCACAGUGACCUGGAUCUGGAAACCGUGCAGGCCGUGCAGUCUUUGACUCAGGAGGAGAGCAGCGAGCAUGAGGGCGCCUACCAGGACUGUGAGGAAACCCUGGCGGCCUGUCAGACCCUGCAGAGCUACACCCAGGCCGACGAGGACCCGCAGCUGCCCCUGGUGGAGGACUGCCACGCCUCGGAGCACAACAGCCCGCUGUCUUCUGUCCAGUCCCACCCCAGCCAGUCGGUGCGCUCGGUCGGCAGUCCCAGUGUGCCUGCCCUCGAAGGGGGCUACACCCAGAUCAGCCCAGAGCAAGGAUCCCUGUCCGCGCCGUCUAUGCAGAACAUGGAGACCAGCCCCAUGAUGGAUGUGCCUUCCGUAUCGGACCACUCCCAGCAGGUGGUGGACAGCGGCUUCAGCGACCUGGGCAGCAUCGAGAGCACCACGGAGAACUAUGAGAACCCCAGCAGUUACGACUCCACUAUGGGCGGCAGCAUCUGCGGGAACAGCUCCUCCCAGAGCAGCUGCUCCUAUGGCGGCCUGUCGUCCUCCAGCAGCCUCACCCAGAACAGCUGCGUGGUCACCCAGCAGAUGGCCGGCGUGGGCGGCAGCUGCAGCCUGAUGCCGCAGAGCAGCGUCCCGCCCGCCGCCGCCACCUGCAGCAUCAAGUCCCCUCAGAGCUGCGCAGUGGAGCGGCCUCCCAGCACCCAGCAGCCACCGCCGCCCCAGCCGCCCCCGCAAGCGCCGCCCGCCCCGCCGCCGGCCCCGCCGCCACCGCCACCGCCGCCGGCCCCGCAACCGCCGCCCCCGCCCCCGCAGCCCCAGCCGCCGGCCCCGCCGCCACAGCAGCAGCAGCCCCCGCUGUCCCAGUGCAGCAUGAACAGCAGUUUCACCCCAGCGCCCAUGAUCAUGGAGAUCCCAGAAUCUGGAAGCACGGGGAACAUCAGCAUCUACGAGAGGAUCCCUGGGGACUUCGGGGCCGGCAGCUACUCCCAGCCGUCAGCCACCUUCAGUCUAGCCAAGUUGCAGCAGCUGACCAACACCAUUAUGGACCCUCAUGCCAUGCCUUAUAGCCAUUCUCCUGCUGUGACUUCCUAUGCAACCAGUGUUUCUCUGUCCAACACGGGACUGGCUCAGCUGGCUCCGUCGCACCCCUUGGCUGGGACCCCUCAAGCACAAGCCACCAUGACGCCGCCCCCGAACUUGGCCUCCACUACCAUGAACCUCACGUCCCCUCUGCUGCAGUGCAACAUGUCUGCCACCAACAUUGGCAUUCCCCACACUCAGAGGCUGCAAGGGCAGAUGCCAGUCAAGGGGCACAUCUCCAUCCGCUCCAAGUCCGCGCCCCUGCCCUCCGCGGCAGCUCACCAGCAGCAGCUGUAUGGCCGCAGCCCACCUGCGGUCGCCAUGCAGGCUGGCCCUCGUGCGUUGGCUGUUCAGCGUGGCAUGAACAUGGGGGUUAAUUUGAUGCCAACCCCCGCCUAUAAUGUCAAUUCCAUGAAUAUGAACACCUUGAACGCCAUGAACAGCUAUCGGAUGACGCAGCCCAUGAUGAACAGCAGUUACCAUAGUAACCCUGCCUACAUGAACCAGACAGCACAGUAUCCUAUGCAGAUGCAGAUGGGGAUGAUGGGGAGCCAGGCCUAUACCCAGCAGCCUAUGCAGCCAAACCCUCAUGGAAACAUGAUGUACACGGGCCCCUCCCAUCACAGCUACAUGAACGCUGCUGGCGUGCCCAAGCAGUCACUCAACGGACCUUACAUGAGAAGAUGAGCAAGACGAACUUGCAGUUAAAAACUUAAAUAUAUAUAAAUAAAGGAACCUUUUAUACUGACAAACCAGAGAAAAAUGGACCUUUUUUCCAGUUAAAAUAUUGCUGUAGAUUUAGAGGAAUUUUUCUUUGGUUUAUUUUAUUUUUUAGAAAACCUGGUCUUCUCUUUUUUGGGGGGUUCAUUUUGUUCUGGGUUUUGGUUUUCUUCACAAUCUUGAACAUUUUACAAUAGAACUCAUCUAAAAAUGGAUUUGGGGAUGGGGAAACAUGCACAAAAAUCUUUUCAUAAUUAAAAAGAGCCUUACUUUCUUUACACACCACAUGGACAGACUUUGUGUAAGAGUGAAUUAUCUUUAUUUUAUUUUAAGAUGUAUGUUUCCCCUCAGUGUUUGCAGCUCCCAAUGUUGUCAUUUUUAAAUGUUAUAUAUACAUCUCGAGGGUUAGCCAGACCCUUUCCUCCACACCCAGCCUUUCAUUCCCUACUUCAUUCCAGCAGGAGGCACUUAUGGGAGACUCGGACGGGGACAUGGAGAACAACCCAAGCUCCUUAAACUUAUUAUUAUUGUUAAUAUUAUUAUUAUUAUUAAUAAAGUGAGGCAGGAAAAUGCUUCUUCUCUUAAAAUCCCCUCCACUCCCUACACACACACAAACACACACACACACACACACCUCUUGAAACCUUUCCACAAGAAUGUUUCUAUAAGUGAACUUCAUUGAAAUGUUUGUUUUUCUUAAAUCAAGUGUAAUAUAAUUUUUUUUUAAACUACUCCCACUCAGCACUCAGAGACACAAAAAUACUGUAAGUCUCAGUUAACAGCGGAAUCUCAGAGGAAAGCUGUUUGCAGUCCUAAUCCAGCCUUGGAGGAAUAGAUGGUCAAUUAACAAUCAAAAAGAGGCAGUUAACCUCUUGUUUUUUACCACCUGGUGAAUCAGCCAUACGCACAUAUUCCACGCAGCCUCUUGUUUUUAGUAUGUACUUUGAGAUGCCAAGGGUCUUGAUUCUUGAGCCUUUGACUCUGAUUAAACUCAAACAGCAGUCCCCAGUGAUUAGCCUCUUACAUUCUCACGUAAAGCGUUGGUGGAUGACUGUACAUGUCAGUGAUUUGAGAAAUAGCUGACUAACCUUUGACACUGUUUACUUUGUGUUGGAAGAGAUGACGCAGAAUGUGUGUCGUGAGGGAGAUCGUGGUGUGAGUUUUAUAGCUACUUCAGUGAUACAUACCUCUAGUUUUCCUUUGUCUUUUGAGAUCCUGAGUUCCUCCCCUGUGAAUCAGAGUGCGCCAGCCCCUCUCCUGUGAGUGGCUGAAGAGAAGAGGGAUUAAACCAACCACCAGCAUAGUAGGGCAAAUCUGGACAGCAGGGUUUUAGCAGGCUCCUGUGUUGCUCCCAGCUUCAUUCUCUUUUCUCUUGUGCAGCCAGUUCGCCCAUUCUCUUCUUGUUACUUGCUCCAGGGAUAGGUAAAAAAAAUAUAUAUAUAUAUAUAUGUAUAUGUAUAUAUACAUAUACAUAUAUACGUUCCAUCAUUAGAAGAUGGAGACUAUUAUACCACUUGGUAUGUGCAGUCAAAUAUCCAAAAGGGGGAAGUACUGCUUAAAGAAAUAUCUGUAAGCAUUAAAUUCUCUCCUUUAUUUGUACAUUUUAUAUAGAUAAAUUUUUGAAGUACAAAUUAGGCAUUAAAUUUUUUCAAAUGCACAGGUUUGUUGGGUUUUUUUAUACACUUUAAUUGACUUUCUCAAUUAAACGUGUUAGGUAGAAAAAGGCAGAAUUCCACAUCUUACCGCUGUCGAUUCUGAGCAUGUGCAAGGCUGUGUAGGACCCAGUUCCUCUGUAUAUACUGUUCCAGUUCCCAGUCCUCUGUGUAGAACGUGCACUGUGCUGCCCUCUGCCUACUCUUCGGCGCUGUCAUUGCUUCCUGGUUGGG
Molecule: messenger RNA, 8387 nt
Organism: Globicephala melas (long-finned pilot whale)
Lineage: Eukaryota; Metazoa; Chordata; Mammalia; Artiodactyla; Delphinidae
Gene: KAT6A
Product: lysine acetyltransferase 6A
Biological process (GO): positive regulation of transcription by RNA polymerase II; nucleosome assembly; negative regulation of DNA-templated transcription
Cellular component (GO): chromatin; MOZ/MORF histone acetyltransferase complex; nucleosome
Molecular function (GO): transcription coregulator activity; histone acetyltransferase activity; DNA binding
Source: RefSeq, a predicted model, not a curated record